Gongylonema pulchrum is the source of this 1736-nucleotide messenger RNA. The record is from the annotation of a GenBank genome assembly. Lineage: Eukaryota; Metazoa; Nematoda; Chromadorea; Rhabditida; Gongylonematidae.
CACUUUUGUUGCGGGAAAUACCACUGAAUUGCACGGAAACGAAGAUCCAGGCAGAAGUGGGUCGUGUAUCAUCGCUGGAAGUGUUACGAGUCCAUAUUGCUGAGUCGGGUCUUUACGCAUACGUCCAAAUGCGUAGCGCUGAUGACGCAGAGCGGCUUAUGUUAACGUUCAACAAAGCGCCGUUGCUGAUCGAUGGCUGUGCAGUGAUGGUUACAUAUUCGAGAUUACCGCUGAAUACGGUCUUAUCAACAACGGCAGCAGCAGAAUCAAUGCAGAAGGCGGCGGAACGGAUCAGCCAAAUGCCUGCGUUCAAACCUCAGGCUGGAUCAAGUGGCAAUGCUGGCGUGGAAGCAGCUCAGUUGGCCAUAGCGAAAGCACAGCUCAUACGUCAGAUGACCAGUUCCAUUAUCAACAACGAGAAGGUCAGUGGCAAUGCUGGCGUGGAAGCAGCUCAGUUGGCCAUAGCGAAAGCACAGCUCAUACGCCAGAUGACCAGUUCCAUUAUCAACAACGAGAAGGUGUCGCCGCAAUAUGCCGGAGUUUCAGUUCGAGUAAUGUUAAACCGGCGACCAUUACAAAUGGCACAAGCGACUAAUUUUGUUGUCUUCGAUUAUUUCAAAGAUAGGGAGCCACCUCUUGAACAGUGGAACUACGAUUCGGAAGAUCCAGCCGAUAGAGAGAAGCAGAGGACGAUGUCGUCGUCGUACACGGGACCGCAGAUCAAAGGAGCUGCGGAUUUGGGUGAAGUGGAAACUCCUUGGGGACGUUACAAGAGAUAUCACGCUCCUAAUCCGACAAUUUAUCAGUACGAGCCGUCAUCUGGUUUGUAUUAUGACCCUAGCACUGGUCUCUAUUACGACAGCAAUUCGCAGUAUUAUUGGGAUACGAGCGCUCAGAAAUGGAACUGCUGGAAUGCUACCUAUCAGACGUACAUACCUUGCGAUGCAAUGACAGCGCAGUCUGAAAAAGGCCAAGAGACGAGCAAAGAUAAUGGAGGCCAAAAUAGCACUGGCGAAAAAACUGAUACCGUUAAGGAUGAACCGAAGAAAGAACCCCAAAAGACAGCAAAGGAUAUCGCUCGGGAAAUGGCGCGAUGGGCAAAGAGGCAGAGUAAAGUACUGUUGGCGGUUAAAGCACCUGCGAAGUUGGAAACCACUUCACCACUGGUGACGAAUUCGAAACCGAAAGCGAGUGUCGUUGAACCAACCGCCGAUAUCACCUUCAAAAUGCUUGAGAAGACGAAUAAUCCAUUUGGCUCACUGAGCGAUGAAGAUGAAGAGGAGGAGAUGCCUCCGCUAGCCAAGAUUGCAGCAGUGGGUGCCAGUCGGCCAGCACUGAACAGCAGACCUGCUGCUCGUCUUGAACCAAAUACGGCCAGUUUACCGCCGCCUGCCAUGGCCGAGCCGAAGAAUCUGGAGGCACAUUUGCUAGAGUCUUCGUUUGGUGAGGGUGGAUCAGUGCCGCUAUUAUCCGCAACUACUUCUCAAACUACGUCGUUGAUGUCCAUGUCCCAGCCUUACAGAGAUCGUGCGAAAGAGCGCCGGAAUUUGUUUGGCUUGGAUCCAAGUGGAUUCACGAGCGACGUACCUGAGAUUGAGCCUGAUUAUGCAGUAAGGUCAUCAGACAUUCCAAUCGAUGAAACGAACAUUGGCAGCAAAUUGCUGAAAUCGAUGGGUUGGCAGGAGGGUACUGGAAUUGGCAAAAAUAAUCAAGGUAUUUAUCUCUCUGCUUCAUAA